This is a messenger RNA of Racocetra fulgida, 379 nucleotides long. Lineage: Eukaryota; Fungi; Glomeromycota; Glomeromycetes; Diversisporales; Gigasporaceae. The record is from the annotation of a GenBank genome assembly.
AUGGUCAGUGAGAUUCUUUGUAAUAUAAUUGGCCAGCUUCGAUUAGAUUAUAUUCACCAGCAACAAAAUAACAGUCUUCCAUUUAAAGAGCAAAUUCUUACUAAAGCUUGUUGUAUUAUUCACACUAGUAAUAAUCAUAAUGUAGUAUUACAAAUGAAUUUCAAAUCUGGUGUUCAACAACCUCAAAUAAGAAAUACUUAUAUACAGGAUGGCACUUUACAAAAAAUGAAUUAUCCUGAUGGCACACCAAAAGGAAUGUAUCAAGUUCUUGAAGAAAGAGCUUCUCAGGAACGUGAUUGUUGCACUACACGAAUUUUAAGUCUAAAACCAGAUUUUGCUAACCAAAAAUCACUUCUUGAAGAAAUUGUCAAAGAGGCAG